This is a messenger RNA of Zophobas morio, 1694 nucleotides long. RefSeq lists its product as uncharacterized. The record is from RefSeq and is a predicted model, not a curated record. The transcript is spliced from 12 exons. NCBI's taxonomy places the organism in Eukaryota, Metazoa, Arthropoda, Insecta, Coleoptera, Tenebrionidae. The coding region runs from base 122 to 1603 and encodes 493 amino acids.
UAUAGUUUCCUGUAAUUCAAUAAGUUUUGAAGUUCUAUUAGAGACCUUGAACCGAGCUCCUGAGAAGAAUCCAACUUGCAUCCGUGGUGUCCUUAUAAUCUUACUUAUUAUACAAAAGUUUAUGCUUAAAAAGGCUGCGAACUUAAAAGAAACAAGCCUGUACUUAUGCGGAUUUAUAACAUUACGUUUAUUGGAGCUCUCUUGCUUUUCUUUUUCUUGGACGAGCAAAUUUAAUAAGGAUGCUUGUUUAUUUUUCAACGUGUUGCAAUCCACCCGGCAUCUUUUGGCUAAGGCACAAUUUCGAGGAGGAUUCUAUAGCCGUCUUCAGCCAGAAAGCUUAGCUGAAUUGGCUCCUCUUCUUAACUGUUUCCCACUGGUAAUCAAUGAGAGCCUGAAACUAUUUAUCGGCGCCUCAUUUCUUCCUGAACUGUUUAUCAAUUGCCUUUUACAAGGAUGUUGGUCACUAUUCUGGAUUGAGGCUUUCCUUCCACUGAUCAUUCAAGACACUUCUGAAACCGUAAUUUCCUGGAUUCAGAAAGCCCUUCGCCGCAAUUCAAAAUUAAUAGAGAUGAGAUGCUCACUAUUUAUAAAAGCUCUUGUUUUUUCCUGCCCUGCACUUUACCUUGGGCAGCUACUUUCCCGGCUGUUUAAAAUGAUGAACUCGUUUGCCCACUUGCAAGGAUUCGCAUUGGACUUAAUUAAUUGGCCGCUUGAGGGAACCGGAUUAAACCUUUUGGGCAAGUAUAAGGGCACCUCUAAUAUUCUGACUGCGUCGCUGGAGAUAAUUCGCAUUUUUUCCAAACAACCAGUUUCUGCUACAUUAACCAUCGCAGGAAAAAUUGAUUUCUUACUGAAAGUGUUGCUAUCGACGCCCUUCGUGGCCUUAAUGAAGGCGUGCAAGAAGGAAAUAAUGCAAUAUACCAGUGGUACAUUCUCUAUAGAAGAAGAACCUUGGAAAAGUAUGUAUGCGCAACACCAGACGAAUAUCACAAGCCUGCAGAGGCUGCGUGAUGUCAAUGAGCCUUUUACUGAAAUUUACACCAGGUUUUUCCCUUUCAUAUUAUCUACAACUUUUUUUGCUGGUCCGGACAGCUUAUCUCGGCAUUUCUUCCACGUAGCUGCCCAGCUAACCCUCCAAGCGGGCAAUGCUGCCCCUUUGGACACACUUGUUAUGCCGUGUGUUCUUAACAUGUCCUUCAAAGAAACUAUGGAGCUUAUUGGAGACCCUAAAUUUAACACUCGCUACUUGGCAGCAUGUAUUGAAGCUGUGAUGCACAUGCCAAGCAUAACACAUGAACACUUUCUCGAUCUUCAAAAAUUGUUUAUAGGAUUUAUAGACCAAUUAGUUGACACUCAAGUUCCACACCUCGUUAACUCAUUAGGGAAGUUUCUGUAUAGUAAAACUUUUUACGAAGUUUACUAUCGCUCGGAAAAAUUUCAGUCUCACUUCAAUAGUGAGGAUUGGUACUUCGCAGUACGUAAACUAGCAAACAAAUCGUUGCCCUCACUGAAAACCUCUAAACCUAUUAUAUAUGAGUGGGAGACACUCAAAAUAACUUUUUAUAUUCUCAUAAGGUCUUUGUUUAUUUGCUUUAGUGUUUAGUUUUAUGUAGGUAUCAAGUCAUUUUAGUUGCUUUGAUGAAAAUAUGGAUAACGAUAAACUUUUUUUUGAAGCUGUGGCUGCUGUAAACCGA